AUGAAGGAGCACACGUGUGGACUGGAACAUAGCAAAUUGGAUCCACACGGUUCCAGAAUAAACAUGAACGAUAUUACGUGUAAAGAAUCGUGGAUGUACAUGCUCCAAAUCAACGAGAACACGCCGAGGGCAAAAAUGUACUUUGACAGCAAGUCACGUGUAUUUGCCGAGAGAAGGAGGCACGCCUCGUCGGAACACUGGUGGGUCAUUCACCCCUUCAGCACUUGGAGGUUUCUAUGGGACCUGUUAAUGACGGUGGUGUACCUGGUAUCCUUCCUGACUAUUCCAUUUUCAGUUUGCUUCGUUGUGAUGAGUCACGACGAUGUCCUACUCGACGAAGUGAAUAUCCUGAUUUAUACCUUCUGCUGGUUCGACAUUAUCGGCAAUUUUUUCACUGGAUAUUACGAUAAGACGCAACAGCGUGUUAUACUGAGUCCCUUGAAGAUAUUCAUACGUUACUUGAAAUCCUAUCUCAUACUCGACAUCCUCUCCUCCUUGCCAUGGGAUCACAUAACUUUACCCUGGCGGCGGGUUCCCGGCGAAGAUUCCCAUUAUUUAAUAGUCCUGAUCAAUCUCUUACCCUGCCUGAAGCUGGCACGCUAUAGCUACGUGAAUUUGCAAAUCUUCGAACUGUUCACGCAUUUCGAAAUCAUGCAUUUCUACUACGAAAUGUUGACCAUCUUCCUCAUUGGAUUUUACAUGAUAUAUUGGGCAGCGUGUCUGUGUUAUUCCAUGCAAGUCUUGGUUCUGCAUUUCACUAACACUUCGCCCAAGGACUGUCCCGAGUGUUGGAUGACAGGGCUGAACAAGGGUCAGAUAGCAAUAAGGUUCCAGUACGCGCUCUUCAUCGUGGUAGAAAAAUUGGCAGCGAGUGGUUACGGUGACUACGUGCCAAGAACAGAGGGACAUAUUAUACUGAGCAGCGUUCUUGUGAUCAUUGGCAGAGCACUCGAGAGCUACAUCGCAGUGAUGCUCAUUCAGAUAAAAGCGGGAAGAAAGGCGUCCAAGGCGAAGUUCCAAGAGAUAAUAAACCAACUGAGCGCCUACACGAGGCAGAAGCAGUUGCCAAAGCACAUGAGGAUCCGUCUCGUUGCUUAUUACUACUACCGCUUCAGAAACAGUUAUUUUCGCGAGAAGUCUAUUUUGAGGAAUUUAUCAGAAAAGCUGCGUCAAGAGAUUGCUUUCCAAUCGAGUCAUCGAUUAGUCGAGAACGUAUCGAUAUUCAAGGCUUUGCCUAAAUCUACCUUGCAAUCCAUCGUGAAGAAUUUGAAGUUCGAGCUCUUUCUGCCGAACGACGUGAUCGUGAAGGCUGGAGCCCAUGGCGAUUGCAUGUUUUUUCUAUCUGCUGGGACCGUGGCUGUCCUGACACCCACCGGGAAAGAGAUUUGUCACCUGGAUGACGGUGCUCAUUUCGGGGAAGUGGCGCUUUUGGUUCCCGACCAGAGGAGGGUCGCAAGCGUCAUAGCAAUCGAGGUGUGCGAAGUGUAUCGUUUGGAUCGCAAGGAUUUUCGCAAAUGCGUCGCCGUGCACACGGAAUUGUUUGCGAGGAUCGAGAGAACUGCGAGAGAGAGGAUCGAGAGGGCUGUGGUGAUCGAGGAACAGCACAAGCGUUAUCUUAUGCGAAAUUCUGUGCAAAGCGAACGUUUGAGACCCGAAUAUUACUGA
Messenger RNA from Eufriesea mexicana, 1665 nucleotides. RefSeq names its product potassium/sodium hyperpolarization-activated cyclic nucleotide-gated channel 1. The transcript is spliced from 8 exons. Gene Ontology annotation, molecular function: voltage-gated potassium channel activity. Gene Ontology annotation, biological process: regulation of membrane depolarization; sodium ion transmembrane transport; potassium ion transmembrane transport. Lineage: Eukaryota; Metazoa; Arthropoda; Insecta; Hymenoptera; Apidae. Gene Ontology annotation, cellular component: HCN channel complex. Bases 1 to 1665 code for a protein of 554 amino acids. The record is from RefSeq and is a predicted model, not a curated record.